GAAAACGGUCGUGGGGAUCAAGACGAGGACCAACAGUACCUCCAAGUAGCUGGCACAACUUCUAGUACUGGGGUAUUUGACGUCGAUCAUGCACCACCAGGCUUAGGAGAAUCACAACAAAAAAUACUAAGUGAGGAACAAGAACAAGAGGAACAUCAAGAAGAUGACCUUGAUGUAUUAAAAGUACAGUCUCUAGGUGCUGUUGCUGAUCAUCUACAAGAAUCUCUAUCUCCCGAAGCCCGUCGGAUGGAGGAAAGGUUGAGAUUUCUGGAAAGUUUGAUCGCAAAGAACGAAAAAGUUUUCCAAGAACGAAUUAAGGAACAAGAAAAACGUUACGAAGAAUUCGUGAUGCAGAAGCAGAUGGAGUCAUCUACAACUGAGAAGUUGGAACAACAUGCUCAAGGACGACACGGAGGUGGCCGCGCACACUCAGACGACGCUGAAAAUCACGAAGAUGAAGGAUUGGAAGAUCGCCAUCAUGAUCAAGCGGCACGAGUGAGUCGAAGAAAGGAAGAUACCAGUUGUGAUCUUAAUAGACAGAAUUUACAACAAGAAGAAGAAGGUACAGCAGAAGUGGCAGACUUGUACGACUUCUCUCCACCACGAGGAUCACCG
Amoebophrya sp. A25 is the source of this 615-nucleotide messenger RNA. The record is from the annotation of a GenBank genome assembly. NCBI's taxonomy places the organism in Eukaryota, Dinophyceae, Syndiniales, Amoebophryaceae.